This is a messenger RNA of Penaeus vannamei (Pacific white shrimp), 1147 nucleotides long. RefSeq names its product cuticle protein CP1499-like. NCBI's taxonomy places the organism in Eukaryota, Metazoa, Arthropoda, Malacostraca, Decapoda, Penaeidae. The record is from RefSeq and is a predicted model, not a curated record.
AUGCUGCGUGAAGGUCGGAAUGUCAACAACAUCGCCCUUAUUAGCCGAAUAACGUUACCGAAGUGGACACAGAGUCAAACCGCGAGAAGUGUAUACCACCUAAGUGUCAUGUCGGUGGUGACUAGCGCAUUUCUCCGUGUGUCAGCCUUGGUGUGGGUCGACUCCUUUAACACGGCUCGUCUGAACAAUGCAGGGCACGAGACACCACUUUUGCGGGAUCCUUUGCUAUUCAUACACCUCCUUGUGAAUAAUGUCAAAAGUCAAAAUAAAAACAACACUGACGGUGUUAAUGCGAUAUUGAGUCAUAACUUGUGUUGCAUUACAAGAAUACACCAGAGUGAUAUUACCAUAUCGGACAAUGAUCGAAGAAAUGUCCAGAUAAUUCCGGAAGCCUCUCAGGUGAAUCACUCACACCCAUCGCCGAACCAGAAAGACAUUUUGAAAACAGUUAUUGAAAGGGAAUCUUACCAUAAUCUCCCACGAAACGGGUCCAGGGACAGCCACGCCCAGGAGAGCCACGCUGAAGGAGGGGCUAUAAAUAGGGAGCGAGGAGGCCCAGGCGGUCAGUGUGGCUCAAGACGGACACGGCGAUUCAACAUGAGGGCUCUGGUAAUUUUGGCAGUGCUGGGAGUGUGCUCCGCCUCCACCUGGCAGGCCAACUACGGAGGCUACGUCGUGUACGGCGCUCCUUACCAGCCGAAGUGGACCGGACCCGUGGCAGCCACCGUCCCGGCGGGCGUCGACGGUACCAUCACCCCGGUAUCCGAUACCUAUGAGGUAUCCGCUGCUCGCAACGCCUUCUUCAACGCAUACAACGCCCAGCUGGCCGCCGUGGGCGCGUACCGUUACGUACCCGCCUACCACCACGCCACACCGGCGGUGCACGUCAGCGUAGCAGCGCCCGCCGCCCACUACUCCGCCCUCACCUACGGCGCCGCACCCGCUCCAGUUGGUGACACGCCCGCCGUGGCCGCCGCCAAGGCUGAUUUCUUCCGCCUGUACAACCUGCAGGCGGCAGCAGCAGCCGCGGCUCCAGACCAUGAUGCCCCUCGCUACUAUUAUUGAAGUGAAAUGCAAGAUUGUUGAUAGACAAGAGUAAGAGCAUGACACUCCAAGUUACUUAAUAAAUUGAAUUUAUAUUUCUAAA